This is a messenger RNA of Aspergillus clavatus NRRL 1, 969 nucleotides long. Its product is annotated as Rtr1/RPAP2 family protein phosphatase. Gene Ontology annotation, molecular function: RNA polymerase II CTD heptapeptide repeat phosphatase activity; RNA polymerase core enzyme binding. The record is from RefSeq and is a predicted model, not a curated record. Bases 1 to 969 code for a protein of 322 amino acids. Lineage: Eukaryota; Fungi; Ascomycota; Eurotiomycetes; Eurotiales; Aspergillaceae. The transcript has a single exon. Gene Ontology annotation, cellular component: nucleus; cytoplasm.
AUGUCUUCAGACAAAUCAGUCUUGAAGACCUCUCUCCCUUUUGCGCAUGCUGCCUCUGCCGCAACGUCAUCGAGUCCGGCCCCUGCCCGUCGAGCGCCACCCGGCUCGAAAACGUCCCAGCAGCAAAAGGGCCAACCCUUAAACAAGCCAGACGUGGAUCCCCGCCAUCUCGCGAUAGCUAUGCACCAUGCCCGCCAGAUCCAAGCACAGAAAGACACAGAAGCCUUGAUUCUCGACCGCAUCCUGGAACUUGUCACGCUGCCGUCUUCGCCAUCAGCAGAUCCUGCGGCCCCGUCCAUCGAGGAUGCCCGAGCUUUCAAAACCGCGCUCGUGCCAUUCCAGCCAGCCGAUUACGACAAUCUGAUUCUAGAGCGCAAUAUUGAGGGUCUGUGUGGAUACGCGUUGUGUCCCCGUGAACACCGCAAAGAAGAUGCAAAGGGCCAGUUCAGAAUUACAUGGGGUGCCAAGGGCAGUGGUCCCGGGGGCCGCGGCCGCGAGAUGAACAUUGUGCCGAAAGAAAAACUCGAGAUGUGGUGUUCAGAUGAAUGCGCUGAGCGAGCGAUGUACAUCCGAGUGCAGCUGGCCGAAGAGCCUGUAUGGGAGCGGCGAGCCGAUGACACACGCGGCACAGCGCUGUUACUACUUGAGGAAGGCAGAGCCAGGACAGAGCAAGGCAAGGGCAAAAAGAAGAGUCCAACCACUGUGGCAGCAGUCACGAGUCAAUUGGAUGAUCUACAUAUGGAGGAUGUCGCGGAUGGUCUGUCAGGGAUGUCCCUUGGUGAUACUGCUCGUUCCCGGGAGCUCGCAAUGGAACGCGGAGACGCGAAUCCAGCAUUGCAGGCUGGCAGAGUGGCCAUUAACAUCCGUGAGAAUGAGAACCUUUCACAUGAACAAGUCUCGGCGCCGCAGAUGCGUCCGGGAGAUGUCAAGGGAGGCUCUAUCGAAGGAUAUGUGCCAAAGGAAAGGUGA